Messenger RNA from Miniopterus natalensis, 3111 nucleotides. RefSeq names its product ring finger protein 125 (gene RNF125). The record is from RefSeq and is a predicted model, not a curated record. Gene Ontology annotation, biological process: ubiquitin-dependent protein catabolic process; protein polyubiquitination. Lineage: Eukaryota; Metazoa; Chordata; Mammalia; Chiroptera; Miniopteridae. Gene Ontology annotation, molecular function: ubiquitin protein ligase activity. Gene Ontology annotation, cellular component: VCP-NPL4-UFD1 AAA ATPase complex.
CGUGCGCUGGGCGCGCUGGGAGGCGGCGAUCGCAGCUGGGCCGGGACUUCCUUCCUCCACCGCAGGACGACAAAACAACCCGCGGGAGGCACUGAGCUCUUGGCAGCUGUCUGCGUGAGAGGCGCAGCCAUGGGCUCCGUGCUGAGCAGCGAUAGCGGCAAAUCCUCGCCCGCCUCGGCCGCCCCGCGGGCCCUGGAGCGCAGACGGGACCCCGAGGUGCCCGUCACGUCCUUCGACUGCUCCGUGUGCCUCGAGGUGUUGCACCAGCCUGUGAGGACCCGCUGUGGCCACGUAUUCUGCCGUUCCUGUAUUGCUACCAGUCUAAAGAACAAUAAGUGGACCUGUCCUUACUGCCGGGCAUAUCUUCCCUCAGAAGGAGUUCCAGCAACGGAUGUAGCAAAAAGAAUGAAAUCAGAGUACCAGAACUGUACCGAGUGUGACACCCUGGUUUGCCUCAGCGAAAUGAGGGCACACAUAAGAACUUGUCAGAAGUACAUAGAUAAAUAUGGACCACUACAAGAACUUGGGGAGACAACAGCAAGGUGUGUAUGUCCAUUUUGUCAGAAGGAAUUGGAUGAAGACAGCUUGCUGGAUCAUUGUAUUACUCAUCACAGAUCAGAAAGGAGACCUGUGUUCUGCCCACUUUGCCGUUUAAUACCUAAUGAGAAUCCAAACAGCUUCAAUGGCAGUUUAAUAAGACAUUUGCAGGUCAAUCACACUCUGCUCUAUGAGGAUUUCUUAGAUUUUAAUAUAAUUGAGGAAGCUCUUAUCCGAAGGGUAUUAGACCGGUCACUUCUGGAAUACGUGAAUCAUUCGAGCACCACAUAAUGUUAUUAAAAGGAAAAGGAAGGAGACCAUACAGUUGCACCAUUUGUUAAGAUGCUGCUUGAACAGUUGGAGGGAAAUUGUCAGUGUUUGGUGGGCAAAAAUGUACAACACAGUUAUGUGUUUGUCCAUGUUUGUUGUUAUAUUGCAUUUUAAAACUGCUUUCAUUUUGAUGGUUUGAUGGAAUGUAAAAUCUCUUUUACAUCCUGAAUUUCUUAGAUGCUCAACAACAAAAAAUAGUCUCCAUUAGCCAUUAAUACAUGAAAGAGAACAUAAGGCUGGGAUUUGUGGUGAAGGAUCUUUAUUUGCAAAUUGGAUGACACUGUGUGUAAUGCUACAUGUUAAUAAACACCAUCAUGGUUUGGCAAGAUAACUAAACUUUGUUCUGUGUAAAAAGGUGGGACGUGAAACAAACUGUGGACAUCAAAGGAAAUAUGAAAUCUGUUUCAAUGCUCAUGUUCUAAUCACUAAUAGAAUAACAUGAAUAACCUUGUAUGGUAGGAAAGGAAAAUUUGGGGAGUCAAUGAAGUCCAUUUAACCAAAUUGUAUAACAUAACAAAAUUAAUUUCAUUUUAGGAAUGUAUCCUUAAUUCUUUUACUUUUUAUAACUGCACACAUAAGAAUUUAAUAUUAUAUUUUUCAAAUAUUUGUAGCUUAUUAUUUAGAAAUAUUUCUAUAAUGUAGGCAAUUUCUUAAGAACCAUCAGUUGAUAUUUACAGUAGAAGUGUUCAUGUCCCUAAUUUUUAGUGGAAAACCCAAAGGGCUUUAAUGUUAUUUUUAUUUUACCCUUUAGAAAAAUUACAAAAGAUAAAUACUGAAAACCAAACAGAAAUGUAUAGUUCAUUACAUUAUUAUAGGGAAACACUCUUUUAGAACUCUGCCAGCCACCCUAGAUGUCCUGUGUGUCUUGUCACGGUUCACAACCCUCCUCCUCAACACCACAAAAGUAACCACUACAUUGAUUUCCAUAGUAAUCACUUCCUUGCAUUUCUUUAGUAUUUUAUUACCCAAGUCUAUAUCUCUACACACUGUUCUUUUAUCUUACCCAUUUAAAAUUGUUAUAAAAUAUAUCUUGUACAUCCCUUUUUAAUGUACAUGCUCCUCCUUCUUUCUUAAAAUUUACAUGGUCUUGAAGAACCUGGUCUUAUGACUUACAGAGUUGCCCACAAUCUGUAUUUUACUGAUUGCAGGCUUAUGGCGCAAUGCAGCAUGUUCCUCUGUCCUCUGGACAUUGACACAUGGAUCCAGAGGUUUGAGCGACUUUUGGCAAGACUAUAGGGUGAUGUGUUCUUUCAUCAGAGGGCACAUACUGUCUGGCCCUGUCUUUUUGUGACAUCAGCUAAAAUUGAUACUCAGUGCCUAGAUGUAUUGAUUUAUUGUGGGUUGGGGGAUAUUCUAAUUCUGUCAUUUCUUUUUUGUUUAUUACUUGGGACAUUUUUGUACAGAGAUGUUUUCUCACAUCUAUAAUUUGGCUCACCAGUGGCAAUGCUCGUGUAGAAAAGGGAAAACAAAUAUUUGUAUUCUUCCUUUUAUUUACCAGUUUUCAAGAUGAUAAACUUGUUUCCUAUCAUCCUCUAGUGAUCACUUUUUAAAGUGUUAUGAACUAACUCAUGGAUGAUUUCAUUUAGUCCAUUUAAAAUAUUACCUUAUUAAACUCAAAUUGUCCCAUCUUGGGCUACUGGGUGCCUCAUCAAGUUGUCCGGGUCCUUUCAACACUAGCAAUCUUUAAGUUUCCUUGCUGUCUCAUAUGACAAAAUAUUCCAGGCUCAACUUGUGUGUUUCCUGCCCCAGACCUGCCAUCAGCCAUUUCACUGAGAAGCCUGCUCAUUUUCAGUGAAAAAUGGUAUUUCAAAACUAUAACUGGGGCUGUUAUACUCAUUGCAACUAGAUUUGCCAUUGUUUCUGAGGGAGAACUAGGAAAUAUCUGUCGUUUAAAGAUAAAACACUUCAUGAGUUUGAUACUUCCAAAUCAAAUUGAGUACUACAGGGUUUUACCUGAUCCUUUUUAUUUCAACUGUAUCUCCAUUUUUCUGUACUGAGAAUCCUGGUUUCCCAAGACAGGCUACGAUAGAAUUAGAAUAUCCCACAGAUACUCAUUUCCUUUAUCUACCUUACACAUGCAACAGUCUCAGAAUAAUAGUACUGAUACAGCCACCACCAAUAUUUAAUGAAAACAAUUAAACAUUUUUUAAAUUUUCUCUCCCCAUUUCCCCCCUAUUUCUUAAAGUACUAGAUGAACAUUUUCAGAACAUUUUGGUAUGGUAUAACAUACUAUACUCUCUCCCU